CACCUUAAUUACGUUGAUUUUGGUUUUAAGGUUCGACAGCCAAUUGAAAACCCAUUUGACAUAGCAAAGUGAUCAAUUCACCACAGCUGAUUGCCGGAAAUUCUUCACAUAGUACUAACUGCACAAACAAACAAAAGCUGGUCAGACAAAAUCCAGAAUCAACUUUGGUGGAUAUUUAUUGCAGCUCAGCACCGUUGUGGCAAUUCACUGUGACACGACCUCAACCUGAGAACUUCUGAUUUAAACGUGAGUUUGCAAAUUUGAUUUUACACUAUUUGAAGGCAUUUCUUUUUCAUACAUUCUGGUUAUUUUUUCCCGCUUUAUUACCAUUGGGACAUGAGGUAGCCUCCUGAUCGUAAGCAGGUUACAGCACGGGAAUGUUCACUGGUUUGCUCAACAUUUUUUUGUGGGUUAUCCAAAUGAAGCUAGUAUCCAUCCAGAUAGAGUAGCAAUACUCUAAAUCACAUGCUGCAGACAUUCAGACGAUAAGCUUCUUGUUCUGGUGUAGUUUAAAAAAAACGGCGCUCAGAGACGACUCGAGUAAGACAUAAAUUGGUCAGACCCAACCCGGUGUAGGCUUUCCUGUUUUUUGUCGAUGAUAGUUUGCUUGUUGGUGGGUAGGUCUGCUUUUCCGCUUCGGCAGUUAAAAAGCCAAUUCACAAACCCUUUACCUCCUCGAUCAUAUACGCGACAACUGGCGCAUGAGGCCCUGUACCGACGAACAAUCACACUCACACCUACCCACACGAAAGCACCCGACCACUCAACCCUGAUAUUUUCUAAUCCACUGAGUUUAGUGUUAAUCGACUACUUGACUUCUUAUGCCGUCUAAUUUUGGAGGUUAGAAUAUCGGUAUUUAAGUACGUCACUGAUCGUCUUAACCGUUCAAAAGAGCCUUGAUUCAUGGAAAGUUGAUAGGCUAGCUAGAGAUCCAUGGCUUAUCAUUCUCUUGCCAAACGAACCGGCCCUUUAUUUUACAGUGCAGGAGCAGCGCUCUCUUAACUAUUUUAGGACAACACUCGGGCUCAGUUUUUUUAAUAUCAUGUCUGAUCUUAUUCGAGAAUAUUUAUACGUCAAUUUUGCCGCCAGAAUUCGAGAUACAUAAGGGAAAAAAGUUUGAAUUGUGGAGGAAAACGUAAUGUCUUCAGGUGCAGUAACCUCCAGGAAGUACAACAGAUAUUUAAGGACAUUUUUGUCCCUUACAUUCACAAAAAAGCUCUCGGUUAUUCAUUUUUCCAACGGCUCUAUGUUUUGUUUUCAACUCAUAUAUGUGCACUGAAUAUUUAAUAUCUUUAAUUAACAAUGUCAAAUAUUUACAACAAAAUGCCGUUUCUGUGGGAUUAAUGUGAACUUUAUUAAAGGUUUUAUUUGUUUUCCGUGGCAGAUUCUUGCAGUUACCCAGUAAUACUAAAUUUCUGCUUCGAGUGUUUGAUUACUUUCUCAUCGCUUCCAAUAGCAAUUUCCUUUAGCACUACAGUGUUAUUGUUCUCUGUAAUUCUCUUAAUGACUACUGAGUUGAGCUGAACCUUUUAUCAGUUUUAUUAUUUUUCCGUUUUACUUUCGAGUUGAGUUAUAAGAAGUCAAUAUUAAACUGAUGCUAUUUCUCCUAAGUCUCCAGGAAUGGCGUUUAAACUCUUCGAAUUAUUCUUCUUUCGUUAGUUUCACCUUUUGCUUAGCGUUAAAACCAAUUUCAAAACCUGCUGACAGCAUCUUAGGAGUUCUGAGUUAACCGAGAUGUUUGUGUGGGAAUAGUGCGCAGAGUUAGUUUUCACGUUACGUAAUCAUCGUUGGUUCGGUCGUUUCACCGUUACCGUUCCUGAUUUUUUUUUCACGCAGUCUCUGCUGUUAUUUGUGCAUGUUUUUAGACGGAGUCUCAACACCCUAAUCCAAACAACUGAAAAACUAGCCUUUCACCCUCGUUAAAUUUCGAAAUGCGAAAUUUGUGAAUUAUAUUCAUCAAUUUUUGAUUGUGAUUAGACCAUCAGAAUAAAGAGGCCAUCCUUUGUCUCGACAACAAAAGGGCCACCGACUCAGAGGUACUACUGUUUAUUGUUUGUCUAAAACUGAUCUAAAGUCAAAUAUGUCCAUGAGAAAAACUGGAUUUUAUGAAAACCACAUCUUAGUCACUUAUGGAUAUCGAUUAAACCGGAAAGAAUCCAGGACGCUACAGUAAAACACACAACAAAUUAGAAGAAAGUCAUUGUGAUUUGACGACUUUAAGUGGGGAGCUGGUCAUCUGGUCGGGCCAGUCUCAAAAAUUCGUAAUUUUUUUUAUCAGCGCUGCACUCUGAAUGCGCCGAAGUCUUCAAGUCGCGAUUUGGAAGACCUUAGUGUAAAGUUUAGAAGUUUACAAAACUCAACUUUAAUGUAACUGUGCAAUCCAAUGAUUGAAUAACAGGGUAAUUUACUAUUAUCAACUGAGUUGAAAUGUAAAUUGGCCACCGGAAAGAGUUUAAAGGCUGACGUUUCGAGCGUUCGCCCUUCGUCAGAAUGAUAGAGCAAUACUGAGAACCCUUUCGCUCUGACGAAAUGCUAACACUUGUAACGUCAGCCUUUAAACUCUUUACGGCGGGGCUAAUUUACGUUUUCAACUCAGUUGAUAACACUAAAUUACCCUAUUAGACUCUCCCACCAACGCAGUACCACAAUUUCUUUAGAAACUUACCUCCUUUAUUCAAUGAUUUAACAAGUCGGAAAAAUCCUUUUCCAUCAAAUAUUGUUCUGAGAACUCGUAAAAUACAGAGCCUCUUAAAGAAAUCGCUCGUGUGUGAUAUGGUUUACGGUUAUUUCACCUUUUGUGUCCAGUUUUUAAAGCUUGAAUGAGUUUAAAAUCCUUGAGAAAAACAUUUUUCAGUCAGACAGAUCGGCAAAAAAAAGUCACAGUCUCAUACACUCCAUAGUUACGUAAUCACUGCUCAUGUUUAGAGGACAGUGAUCACGAGUAUUAGUCAGGGGUGUAAUGAUUGAUGAGGUCAUUUGAUGUUGGCUCAACGAUCAUUGCUGCCCACUGAUCCAGAGUAAUGACUGAUAGUCCUUGCUUUUGGGAUUUUUGCAAUUUUUUGAUUAAAAGUAUGUAUCUAUCACAGGCUAUUUUUACUUCCAGUCCGAAAUUUUUUAAGAACGAGAGACAAACUCGUUCUGUUCUUUCACAACAAAAAUUCCGUCAGCAAAGUUAAAAAUAAUAAUUCCGGUUCCAAAGUCCAAUGACGAGAAUAAUGCAGACAAUAUCGCAACAAUGGCGGCCUCAGAAUGCCCCAACCUACGUGUCGGCUACAGACGUCAACAAAAUACGUGACGAAAGGGAAGUACGUUGAUUUCUUAACCAAAGAGAUGUUCAAUGUGUUCAGUAUGGUCAGCCCCCCAAUCCUGACCCUAUUUCAUACACCAUUCACCACUUAAGUUUACAGACCGAACUUCUGAUGAUAUUCACAUGUUCACCCCAAUUUUCAAGAUCAUCACUCAACAGAUGGGAAAGACUUGAUAGGUUAAGAGGGCAUUUUAUUUCGAUUACCUCUCGACCGCUCUUUGCCACACGUAAACCACAAGUCAAUACCAUUGGUGCAUUUUCCGAUAUACCAGUUUUAAUAUUUAAAUGUUGUUAGGGAAAAAGCUUGGCAAGCUAGGGGAAAUUACGGAGGCUAAGUUUAUAGCAAAGUUGACCGACGGAAGACGAUACUUGGACGAUCCAGGUUUCUCAGCCAGACAAUUUUUCGCAGUACAAAUCGAGCGCUAGUAUCAAUAUUUUGCUUUUUAAGAGGGGGCUAUCUCAAAAUAUCAAUUAACACCGCUGCCUUUUAAAUAUUCCCCCCUUUUAUGGCAAGCCUGGCUCGGUCAAGGUCAAACAAACGUAAUAAUCAACAAAACCGUUGCACAGGUGCAUGAAAUAACAAACAAAUAAAAAAAACAAACUAAAAGAAAAAAAAUGGUUUGUUGCCGUCGUGGCUAAAUUCAACACCAUCAUGAACAAUAUCAGAGACAAAUGUUUAAAAAUAUAUGUAUAUUUUUGAGAUCAGAGCCUCUUAAAUGGCCAACACUCAGACAGCCCAUGAUUUCGUGGAGUGCCACUUGACGCCGUUAAGUGUUCCGAUGACUGCAGUCAUUAUUUUCUCAUUCAUCUUUUAUAUACGCCCACUGGUAAUAUGCAAUUGAGUCACCAAGUCUUUCUCGUACAAAUUUAUUAAUUAACUAUGCUCCCCGCUAGUUAUCUUAGCUGUGCUCCGAUAAGCCUUGACUUUUGACCCCGCUACUCAGGCUUUUCCAACAUUGCCGGUAUAAUCUUGGCGAAUUGUGGGAAGAGUACGCAUUUAAUUUAUAUGUUGAUCGGCAUGACAAACUACUUUCAUGAUAUUCACCUAAAAGGGUCGACGACUCUAGAGAGUAAUUUUAUAAGCAGAACGGAUGUAAGGCGGGCGAGUCGCCCUCACACUGUCAAGUGUGAGUUUAGCAAAUGCACUAGCAUAGUUAUGUUUUAAUAAUUUAAAAUGUAAACUGAAUUUGUUGGCAUUAUUGACUGAAUGAUUAAGAAGCGUUUUAGAGUCUUACUUGCCGAUGUAACUGAUAAUAAAACAGUGGUGCCAAACCGCAGAUCAAUAUUUCUAAUAUUAGUCUAAAAAUAUUAAGUGAAAGAAAUACACAAAGCAGUUAACAAUAGUGGUUCAUUAUUUGCAAAGCGUAAGUGCGGCCUCUCCAAAUAGCAAAAUAACUCCUUUAUCAACUUGAUUGCCCCCCUUUAUAUAUUUUCAAACAAGCACAUAAUAAUAAUAUCGUAUGAAAUCCAACGUUUUUUCAAGCUGUUGAAAAAAUUGAACAGACUUUGAGAGACACAAGCGGGUAAAAAAAACGAGGUCAUAAAACCACUAUUUCACAGGUAGUAGUUGCUAAUGCCUCUUCUAAGUUUAGCUGGAGAUAAGAAUCAUACUCUCCAACUCCAAACAAAGUCUUUUGAGCGCAAAACGUUUGUCUAUUGAAUUUAAAAAUGUUAUUUCUAUUUUGGCCAGUUUUUUUCAUUAUUGACAUAAGAGCUGUGUCUCAAAAUGCUAGGUUCUACCUUUGCCGAAAUUAAAAAAUUAAACCUCUCCUUGAUAAUAAAGAAAAAACAAAAAUAACAAAGCCUAUGAAUGAAAGAAAUUCAGAAGCGUCUCUUAUACGAUUGUUUUUGUUUAGUUGCAAAAGUUUUCUGCGAUAACAGAAAUUCUGAAACUCACACGAGCUGAGCGCGAGAACUACUUUUUUAAUUAAGGUUCCACGCAAGGUUGUAAAGCGGUGCUCUAUAUCUGUCCUUUGGGAGACAAGAGGAAAGCAUACUUAACACUUCUUGAAAAGAAAAGCUAAGCCCUCAACAUAAGUUGACAUGGAAACUCUGAAAGCUAAUUAACAACGCAUGCUAAAAUCAUGUUGAUUACACAAUAAUACAUACCAAAAUAGGCAGAUUAUUCUCUAGAACAAUGAGUCAUUAAUCGGGCGGCCAAUCAGAUUGUAGCGGAUACCCAAGGGUCUUCUACUAUUUAAUCUGCCGCCCCACUAAUCUUUCCUUCAUUCGUUAGGCAGGCAAGGUUCGGAAGCGUCAAGGUAAGCUAUCCUACAAUCCUGUUUUUCUCAGUCCUAAAUGCUAACUUUACUAAGCCUAACAGCAAAAUACCCUUAUCUACUGACUUCUCCCUGUGUAUCUGGCCAACCAGUAAGCAUAAACUAACAACCUAUGCCAACCAGUGACGACGUUGAGACAGCGCCUUAGAUAACUUGUAGUACCGAGUAACCAGUGUAGUGGCGAAGAUAUCGGUUUUUCGAACAUAUCGUUUUCCCUUAGUAUCGCUUAAAUCGAUCCUAAACGGUCUAAAAUUUUAAUACCUCCACGGAAUGAGUGGAUAUUUAUAAAAAGUGCGCUAAGUGGUCUUGGAUUACAUCAUUACAUCUGCUAGCUAAAUGCGCAUCUGAAAUAAAACCCUUCACUCGGCCCUAUUCCGCUAACUUUUGAGUUAAACAGUCAAAUGGAAGCGUUUGAUAUGCCUCCUAGCUUUUUUCGACAUGAGACCUGAACAAUCAAACUCUUCCUGGUCGAAAUAAGUUUCUCAGGCGCCGUCAGUGGUCGCCAGACGGAUACCAGUGCAUCGCCAUAAUUUCUGCCCAUGUAUUCCUUUAUUAGCUGUUGUAAUAUUUUCCCAUGACAUGUUGGACGAUAUUGCGUAGUGAAGUUGUCUAUGUUUUUGGCUAUUGGCUUUCUUCUUACGCCAUGGUACUAAGGAAACCAGCGUAGCGGAUAGUCUCGGUUGCACUCAAUGAAAUAAUGGCGGGAGACCAACGCCUCAAGCGCAUUAAAAAAACUUCAGCUGUUCAGACUAGCACUCGAAAAAUUGCACUUAUCGAUUUGAGCAGUUGAUCCAUGUACAAAAACAGAUGCAAAAAGGAUAGUAAUUAAGCCUAUAUAUCUUAUAUUUUCUAACGAGAGCGAGAAGUGGUUUCGAUUACAAUAUAUUUUUUUUUUUGGCUUUAUUUGGUGCAUUCUGAAUUUCUUUCAUGCAUAGGCUUUGACCAAGCUUAGUGUUAUUAUACCGAAUAGAAAGGCUUAAAAGUUUUUAAAGCGUUCACUGCCAACUGAAUAAGGUAUUGUUGAAAACUUGUCUAGUUUUUCCUGAAUGUGAGAGCUGAAAGGAAAGUGCGUAUAUCACUGCAUGACGGAGCUCUGUUUUUCUCAAGAACCUCUUGUGCUACGCCGGCGGAAAAGGAGGCACUUGGUGGAUUUUAGAAGUCCACAAAAAGACAGAGAUAAACCACCGCAGGUUUCAACCACCAAGACUAACGUUUUGUUGAUAUUCAUCCAAGUAUAUCAAUUUAGCGCCUGUUUGUGCUUUGACAGCCGUCGGAAUAAUUAAAGUUUAAAAGAAUAAAAGCGAAUAUGGGGUUUGAUUCAUAAUAGCUUCUAAUCCGAGGGAUAACAGAGUCGCCAAAACAUUCAUGAGUCUAAAUUGUCAAAAUAAUCAUGGUAUAACCCAGACGGUUUUUUUGUUAUAUUUAAAAGUAAUAUAUUAAGUUUUAAAAAGAAGCAUGCAACCACAAGGAUUAACUUAAAAUGGAAUUUAAAAGUAAAAUACAACUUUUCUGUUCUUUUUUUGCACAGGAAAAAAAGCAAAUUAGUAAACCAUGGCCAAACUUUUGGUGUUAACAUUGAUUGGUCUAACUGGAAUUUCUAUUGGCUUGGGAGCCGACAGUAAGUAUUUUAAUUCUCUAAAAUAAAACGAUAAGUUCGAAAUACCUCUGUAUGCCUUCCAAAGACGUUUGAUUAUGGUAAAUGAUACUAUACUGUUGUUGCCUCUGUGUAUGGCGGUCGUGUAGCAGCAUUUUAUUUUUUGUAGCCAAGUUUAUCGAGAUAAAUUCAUACAAGGAACUAGCGAGUAACUUAUCAGAAAGUCUGGUUGCCUCAGCCAUCGUUUAGAACUUUGUGUGCUCUGAAUAGAAGUGUUCCCUGACUAAACCCCUUCCAAGAGAAAUAAGCCCCUACGAAUUUUCGGCUGAUAGGGUUAGUUAUAAAUGUCGAACAAAUGAAUUCGAAAUUACUUUCCUAGAUGAAUGUUCCUCUAUAAUUCCCAACGAUCACAAUUCUCGACACGCAGAAUUUAGGAAAAACACUGUCUCAUCAGUUCUUUAUGUGUGUUUCCGAAAUUUAAAAAACUUGAUUCCCUAAUUUUCAGGCUGGAGCUACUGCAGUAAUUGUGCUGAUGGUAAGUCAAUGUUACUACCUUCCUUAAUGUUUAGUUGUGUGGUUCGAUAGUUCUUCUUUUAGGUUAAGUGGAAGCCCCUUGGCUGUAGAACUCAUACCCCUAGAGUAUCUCAACAGGGCUAGUGACACGCGGUGUUGUGGUAUUUCACAAUAAAUGAAGAAAAAUCUCAACCUAUCGCCCCACUGUUAUUCGGUGACAUACGUGCUAUCUAUAGCUAUUUUAGUAUGAUUAUUUUUUAACGAAGAAAUGGGCACACGCACCCCUUAGAACCUUCUGAACCCACGCCCUUGAGUGACGUCCAUUACACUUCUCGUGUCAAAAUAAAUUUAAACCUUUUCUGCCAUUUUAGGCCCGUUGAGAUGGACAGGCGACUGUGCCUCUGGGAAAAGCCAGUCUCCUAUAGACAUUACUUCAACCAAUGCAACCUACAAGUCGUUCUCAGCCUGGAACUUGCAAAACUACGGAAAAACACUCUCGGCUAACUUUACUCAAAUGAACACUGGCUCUGCUCUAAAGGUGUCAAUACCAGAAAACAUGUUCUUUGUCAAUGGUGGAGGCCUGGCGGGUAACUACACCACCGCUCAGUUUCACCUUCACUGGGGACCCAGCAACAAAAAAGGUUCAGAGCACUACCUGGAUGGACAGCAGUUUUCCGCAGAGGUGCGUACAGAGAAAGUUUCUCUGCAAAAUUUUCAUGAGUGAUUUCUGAAUGAAAGACUUGACUUUAAAAACUGUUCAAUAACUCUCACACUCAAGGCUUCCAUAUUAAUCCUGCAUUCAAAAAGGCGAAAUUCUACAAUUUACGAUUUAAUCAGCCAUUGCAUGUAAAAGAAUUUUUCCUCUUGGCAUCUAGGGGGCAGUUAUGUCCAUUCUAUGAUAAGGGAAUGUUAUUGCCAUCAUUCCAAUGGCACACCUAACAUUCCUGAUCAUUCCUUUCACUUAGAUCCAUUUCGUCAGCUACAAUGUCAAAUACCCAAACUUGACCUACGCCGCUACAAAGUCUGACGGUUUGGCUGUCCUUGGUGUCUUCUUAGAGGUAUUUGAGUGCUAAGUCACGUGUAAUGAUGCAUAGGAUCUUAGAUCACGCGCAAACUUCAGUGACGCAACAGAUUAGAAACCUUGGCAAAGACCUGAAAAGACGUGAGCCAAUGUUGCAAUUGCGCACCAAGUUGUACGGACGUUCUGGUCUAGAGGUCGAAACAGAAGUUAGAACGAGAGGCGUCAACCUUUGUGCACACGUAUACUCUUGAUUCGGGAGGUUGAUUCUAUCGUAGCAAGCGCUAUAUCAUCUUCUGCUCAAAAUAUGUGCCUAUCAGAUUCAUUUCGCGUUUAAAAGUGUUUUUGAACAACACUAGAUGGACUAGAUAUUGUCAAACUAGCACACGCUUCGCAGUUUUCCAGUUAAUUUGCUUAACACGAUAUCUCGUACAGAUUUAGCAAAAAUUUCUAAAAUGAACAGUGAUAUCGGCGGCCCCCUUAGAGAGAGUUUUCCAUUAAAAGUUAGAUCAAAAAAGAGAAAGUUGUGAUAACAAUGAAAUUGUAAUUUCAUAAUUAAUUUGUCAAAACGAAUUGCGUGCGUUUCGUCUGGAAUCCUCUUACGAAGGCGUGAAUUAGCUGUCUAUCGGCUAAUAGAGAGCAGCUGAAAAUGACAUCUCAAUUUGGCCUAACAGUUAUUCUAUAGAAAUAAAUGGUACCAUUCUUAUAAUGUCCUCUAUUUACCCGAUGUUUCCUUCAAUAAAACCGUUCCCUUUCAGGUCGGAAGUGCAAAUCCUGCUUAUGACAAAUUCCUCAAUUAUGCCUCGAAAGUUGUCAACAAAAGUAAGUCUUAUUUCUUCUGUUACUCACUCAAAUUGUGUUUCGUUCCAACAAGCCUGUUUUUAUUUUUGGACGAGAAGAUCACAUAGAGUGAGUUAAUCACAAAUUCAGGGAGAUGUUUAAUUUAGUGGUUUGAGGCGACUUUUAAUACCUCUACUCUUGAAAUCUCUUUCAGACAUGUACUAAACCUAAACACUUUCAGUUUUUUCGGAGAAAGUCGACAGGGUCUUUAGCUUCAUCAUACCCAAAUGACUUUCUUUGUUGUUUUUAUUAAUUAUCAUUUUCUAUUAUUUUACAGGUGCAACUGUGCACGUUCCUGCUUUUCCUUUCUCUCCCCUUUUCCCAUCCAACACGAGCAAGUUCUACAGGUACCAAGGCUCAUUAACAACACCAGGAUGUUACGAGUCUGUAACAUGGACAGUUUUCCACGAUGUCGUUGAGAUAUCCUCAUCUCAGGUGAGCGUUACGAUUAGAAAGUCCGUUUUCUAUGAAAACAAGACGACCCAGUGAUUGCUCCCGUAUAAUUCUGCAUAUUGAAUCGAGGAUUUCUCCAUCUCAGAGAUUUACCUUGAGGCAAAAACGGGUGCCCCUGUGGCAGGCAGAAACUAACCCCAAACUACUACAUCUCAUAAGUUGUUUUGAAAUCAAACGACAGCAAAUGCGUGUGCUGUUUUUGUUGUUGUUUUUGUCUUCAUUGAGCGGAUUUUGGCAGCAUAGCGCUAAAAUAAUUCUUUUCAUCUAUUAACAGGUUAGCGCCAUGCGCCGCUUGAUGAUGAACGGCACUGACUACAUUGGGGAGAACUACCGCCCGACUCAGGACCUACACACCCGCACAGUAUAUGCGAGCUUUGAUGUUCCAGCUGCUACCCAGACUCCAACGGUAGACGGUCCGGUUGAUUCAGCAGUAGGUGUCAAGAUGUCCACAGGUCUAUUGCUGUUGAUGUUGUUUGGAACGCUGAUCUUUUAUUAAAAUGGCUCCUUCGCAUAUAUCUUGAUGCCAACGGACUAAGACUUGCUUUUUGCUAGUGUGCUGUAUAAUCUGCGAUAUACGGUUGUGAUAAAUAGAUAACAGGCGUUCUUUGUUAAAUAAGGCUUGUAUAUGUACAAACUCGAGGAAGGAACUGGGGGAGAAAAACGGCAGCAAACCUUAUUCCAUUACUUUAUUGUUGCUUAAAUCCGCAGGAGGGUCCCCUGACGGCGGACCUUCCCAUCAUCUGACAAAACAGGCCCAUCUUAAAAUGAGCUUCUGAAAGGGUAACAUGACUACGCUGUUUAUCUCAAGACUUUUCCCUGUACCUUGUACCAGCCUUAUUUAUUCAUUACUAUCUCUAGUAUUUAUAUCAACGGAAUCUUGUUUGCAACUUUAUGUCUAAUGUGAUGCUGUAUUUGAGGAUUUCAUGCUGUGAGAAAACUGAAAUUAUUACGCCCAUCAAUGUAGACGAUAUUUGGAAGACUUUCCAGCCGUUGUGAGAAAGCGAUAUUUUUUCAGACAGAACUUUGGAGUAAGAUCAUUAUUAACUCAUUCUAUCAAAGUUUAUCUAUUUCCUGUCUUGGAAAAAUUUGCCUCUUCCGCUGAGUCUCCGUUCAGUGUGUGAUUUGUGAUUAAUAAAAGUCUCUUUUUGUAUU
Molecule: messenger RNA, 11156 nt
Organism: Pocillopora meandrina
Lineage: Eukaryota; Metazoa; Cnidaria; Anthozoa; Scleractinia; Pocilloporidae
Source: the annotation of a GenBank genome assembly